CAGAUAUAGGCAUCCACAUGUCCUCAUUACACCACUACGUCAGCCUAACAUCACUGAAAACAUAGAGCUGCUAAUAAUAGAACAUGUGAAACACCUUACUGGACAUCACCCUGAAGAACCACAUUGUGUCGAUAUGAAACAAGGAACAAAGGGUCACGUUCAAGCGAGAUUUGAUUCCAGCGAACCGCGGAUUUCGUCCGCAGCUGUAGCUGGUGUAUCAAUGGGGAUACUGCUGCUUAUAUGUAUAAUUGUGGGUACCAUUAUCCUGCAGAGAUGCUGGGAUUAUAAAAUAUGGCCUUCAUCCCAAAGGUCAACAGAAACUGGAGCUGUUUCACAUAGAAAGGAAUGUCAGACGCAGUACAACGUCGAUGUCUUUGUGCCGGGGAGUGAUGGAGAAUGUGCCGUGAUUUCGUUGCCCCCAAGAUCAUGUUCUUUGGGCAGGAUUGUUGAGGGGAAACACCGAUUGUGAAUAAAACAUGAACGAGUUUGGAGAUGUGUUGGAUGGAAGAUAUACUUGCCAUAUCACUUUUCAAACCCUGGACCCAUUCGCUGCCAUACCUUCGUUUAGAAAGUGACGUAACUGUCCGCAUUCCUCCUAUCAGUAGCGUCACGCAUAAUUUCUCUCGCUCAUGAGUGUUGUUUGAUUGGACGGCUAUUUUUAGCGGCAUCUAUUUCCCAACAAUGCUAUAAUGGCGAAUAUAUCUAAGGAUACACUGGAUAAUCGAGUAUGAUCAAACGGUGUAACUGAUUUUUUAGCUGUUUUUGACUGUAAAAAGUACAAUUAUAAACUGAACCGCAAAAGAAACGUCACCAUGGAUAGCUAUAUGAGAAACCGUAUUUGUCCAAACACUGUAAACAUACUUUGAGACAUAUUAAAAAGAUGAAGCUUUGCAAAACUGAUCAACAACGUUGAAACUAAAGUGUCAAAUGUUCUUAAAAGGAAACACAACACCAGUCUCUGAGAAAAUGGCAUCACAAGUCAGUAUCUCGUGCGUCCGCCAAGUUCAUUGAUGACUGCCAUGCAACGUCGAUACAUGGAAUGGAUGAGGCGGUUGAUGAAGGCCAUAGGCACUUGAGCCUACACUCACGCAGUUCAGCUGCAGUUGUCGGCCUUGGUCGGACGUCAUUGAGUCGUCUUUGA
Haliotis rufescens (red abalone) is the source of this 1141-nucleotide messenger RNA. RefSeq lists its product as uncharacterized. Bases 134 to 469 code for a protein of 111 amino acids. The record is from RefSeq and is a predicted model, not a curated record. The transcript has 3 exons. Lineage: Eukaryota; Metazoa; Mollusca; Gastropoda; Lepetellida; Haliotidae.